Messenger RNA from Symbiodinium sp. CCMP2456, 511 nucleotides. NCBI's taxonomy places the organism in Eukaryota, Dinophyceae, Suessiales, Symbiodiniaceae. The record is from the annotation of a GenBank genome assembly.
ACCUUCUGGGAAGGAUCUUCCGUGGAACUGGGGCUGGGAGCGCUUCAAGCCCGUCUCUGCUUUUCUGCGCCACGGCACCAUCGUCGCGCUUUGGAACGAAGCGCACCACCGCUUCAUGCGCAUGAACGCACAUAACGGCCACAUGGACGGCUCGCCCAGGAAGCAUCUCCAUCACUUCCCCUCCGGCUGGAGCUGGGAGAAGCUCCGGGUGGUGGAUGCCGGCUAUGGCCAAGUCGCACUGCACCAGGCGGCGAGCAACCGCUUCGUCAAGAUGAGCCAUCAUGACAUGAUUCGCUCGCCACAUCGCAACUGGCAUCAGCUGCCUGGGGGCUGGGAUUCCGAACGCUUCACGGUCGUCGAUGCGCACGGCCACGGCCGCGUCGCUUUGCACAACCCGUGGAAGAACCGCUUUAUCAAGAUGUGCCACAACGGCGAUGGUUGCCUCAGCCCUCACAGGGACCCUGAUGCACUGCCCCACAAUUGGGGCUCGGAAUUCUUCCAUGUUCUCGAG